Sclerotinia sclerotiorum 1980 UF-70 is the source of this 672-nucleotide messenger RNA. RefSeq lists its product as hypothetical. The coding region runs from base 1 to 672 and encodes 223 amino acids. The record is from RefSeq and is a predicted model, not a curated record. The transcript is spliced from 2 exons. NCBI's taxonomy places the organism in Eukaryota, Fungi, Ascomycota, Leotiomycetes, Helotiales, Sclerotiniaceae.
AUGCAUUCCAUCAGCAGUAUCGUUCUCCUUUUGGCUUCGGCCGUUACCGCCGUUCCAGUCAACACUGUACCAGCUGUCUCUUCAACUGACUCUAAGUGUGGAACAACACCAACACUACCUGUCAAUGGAGGUGCUUCUGAGCUUCCAUCACCAAGUGGUACUCUCGUCUAUGCUGCUCUCGGCCGUGGUAUCCAAAAUUACACCUGUUCCGCCGUUGGUGCUACUCCAGUAGCUAUUGGUGCCAUCGCAAGCCUCUACGACGGUACCCAAUACGCCAGCUGCUACGGCGCCUCCAAUUUCAAUACUUUGACUAAUCUCGCUCCCUAUUUCGAUCUCCCCUCGACUACUAGUGCUCAGUUCCUGGAACUCAAUCCUCUUGGCAAGCACUUCUUUGAUGCCAGUGGCACUCCAACCUUCGACCUCUACUUUGUCAACAAGAUCUUGUACAGUGCUAAAAUUGGUGACGUUCCCGCACCAGAGGACGCCGACGUAGGACCAGCUAAUACUGGUGCCGUUGAUUGGUUGGCAUUAUCUGCCAAGGCCAAUUACAAAUCUGUUGGUCUUUCAGAAGUCUUCCGUGUUGAGACUAAUGGUGGAAACUCGAUCAAUCCUUGCACAAAAGUUGGUGUAGAGAGUGUUCCAUACGCCGCCCAAUACUGGUUCUACAGUUGA